This is a messenger RNA of Kwoniella shivajii, 1293 nucleotides long. RefSeq lists its product as uncharacterized. Lineage: Eukaryota; Fungi; Basidiomycota; Tremellomycetes; Tremellales; Cryptococcaceae. Gene Ontology annotation, biological process: phospholipid biosynthetic process. The record is from RefSeq and is a predicted model, not a curated record. Gene Ontology annotation, molecular function: phosphotransferase activity, for other substituted phosphate groups. The coding region runs from base 1 to 1293 and encodes 430 amino acids. Gene Ontology annotation, cellular component: membrane. The transcript is spliced from 11 exons.
AUGAGAAUAACCAAAAAACAGCUAGCAGGAUUAGAUCAGUAUAAAUAUUCUGGAAUUGAUAAGAGUGUAGUAUCGAAACAUGUUUUAGGUCCUUUUUGGACAUGGCUGGUUACUCUUUUCCCAUUAUCUCUUGCUCCUAACACUAUAACCUUCCUCGGUCUUUGCUUCGUCUUUGCCAAUGUAUUCACUUUGCUUUGGUUCGACCCUACUUAUGAAGGAAAAGUGUUACCUAGCUGGGUUUACUUAUCAUGGGCAAUUGGAUUGUUCGCUUAUCAAAGUAUGGACGCAAUAGAUGGUAAACAAGCUAGAAGAACCGGAAUGGCAAGUGCUUUAGGUGAAAUGUUUGAUCAUGGCUGCGAUGCUAUAAAUACUACUCUUGAAGUAGUGCUAUGUGCCCAUGCUUUAGGAUUAAAUAGAUCAUGGUGGACUGUAGCUUCGCAAGCUGCUACUUUGUGUAACUUCUACGCAUCUACAUGGGAAGAAUACCACACUGGAACCUUGUUCUUAUCUGCUUUCUCUGGACCAGUCGAAGGAAUCCUUUUGAUCUGUGUGAUCUACUUGAUCACUGCAUUCCAUCCCUCCGGACCUGGAUUUUGGUCAACUCCCAUAUUGACUCCUUUAUUCAAAGCUUUCCCCAGUUCUUUGGAUCUGAUAGUCAGACUCGAUAAAGUAUUGGGUUUGACUGAUUAUUGGAGAUUGGAGAGAAUUCCAGUUAAUGUCGCUUUCAUGAUGUUCGGCGCUCUUGGUACUGUCGGCAACAUAGUCACAUCCUACUCAAACGUCAUCGUCGCUCGAAGGAAAGCUGGUAAACCAAUCUUAUCACCUUUACUUGGUUAUUUACCCUUCUUCACCCAUGUCCUCAUUUUGGUCGUUUGGCUUCAUGCCGAAUUAAGAGGUGGCGUAAGCUUGGUACAUGAUGGUAGAUUAUUGCCUUUUAUCGGAUAUUGGGGAAUGGCAUUCUCAUAUCAAGUCUCUCAACUUAUCCUUGCUCAUGUCACUAAAUCACCUUUCCCAUUCUGGAAUGGAAUGAUGGUUUAUUCAUUAUUCGGUGCAGUGGAUGCGAAUACCCUUUGGUGGUUUGGAAGAGAACCUCUCGUACAAAACUCUCCUGUAGCCGCGAACGUCUUCAUUGGAAUGUCAUUCUUCGUGGCUCUAUUCAACUAUAUCAGAUUCGCCAGAGAGGUUAUUUGGCAAAUCACUGAACACACCGGAAUCGCCUGUUUCACAGUUCGACAUAAGGACUCUACUGGUAAAUGGGUCGAGAACGAUCUUGGUCCCAAGAAAGAUCAGUAG